AUGGAAAAAAAUACAGUAGGAAAAAGGGGGAAACAUAGUGGACAGCCUACAAAACGUACUAAGCAUACUAGCGACAAUAUUGAAAAUUCAAAUGAGGAUAAAUUUGUUAAAGCCUGUAAACAAGUUUCUCAAAAUGCUUAUUAUAAUUAUAAUAAACGGUUGAAGCUUUUAUCUCUUCCAUAUUGCAAUACUUGUAUUCAAUCUUCUACAGAACCAUCAGAAAUGUCUCAGGAAUUGGAAAGCUUUAAACGUGAAUUCAAUCUGAAUAUGUGGUAUGAAGCUUUGGAAACAUGUUACUAUAGCAUAACACCGACACAAUACCUACCUGCAAAUGUAUUACUGGGCAUUGUUGAGAUUAUUCUGAAUGGACGUGAAAAUAUUUCAACUCAAUACUCAAUGGUACAAAUUAUAAACAAGUGUCAACAAAUAUUGUCCUAUCAUUUUAACAUGCAUCCACCUUGCGACAAUCAUUCCAAAAUUAUGAAUUGCUAUAAAACCUUUUUAACACAAAAUAUGGAAGUCAAAGAGCAGAAAUACUCAAAAAGAAAUGAUUUUGGUUACACUGAUGGUAUUAUUAAAUACUGUUUCAAUAGAUUAGAGUAUGAGAUGAAUGCUAAAAGUAAUGAUGAUCCUUUGUAUAGUACGGAUGAAAUAGAUUUUGAAUAUAACAAAAUAUUUAAAGAAGGAACAACAAAUAGUCUUACAGUCAACAGUAUACACCGGCUUAACUGGGAGCAGCAAAACUAUCAAAUAUUUGAAAUGUUAAACCGAACAGAAAGAAUCAACAGGCUGAUGGCGACUCUAUAUAGUUUGGUUGAAUUAAUACAAUUUGACAUUUAUGACUCUGUCAGAAAUAAAAAGGUACGCGACUCAUUUCUGUAUGUGUUAUUUGAAAUCGAUACCGGGACGAAUCAAUACAGUAAUAAACUUGGCAAACAAAUAAUGGAGAUAUUUGCUUAUUUAAUCCAUCUAGAUUAUCCCGAUGACCACAUUAAAACUAUGAGUCUGUGGUUAAAUGCGCUGUUCGAAGUAUUUUAUUUCACAACGACUUUAGAACAAGACUUUCCGCUGGCAAGUAGUGAAAUAACUAAUUUGGAAGCUCAAUUUUAUGAUAUUAUUAAAAAAUUACCACCCCAGUCUAUUAUCAAGAUAUUGGAAAGAAUAGAACCUCCAUACAUAAAAUACAUUAUGAGUCGUAGAUACUUUAAUGACGAGCUCAUGUAUGAUCACACUAAUGUGAUUGAUGCUAUAUACGAUUUUAUACAAAAAUCAUAUUGGGAAAAUUUUCCCAAAAAUAAUGAACAUUUUAUUAAAAAUGAAAUAAAUCAGGGUAUUGAAGCAAAUGACAUAUUGAAACUUUUAUCGCAGAUAUGUAUGAACGCGAAUUUCAAAUGUAAUGAAAGAGAAGAUAUCUAUAAAAAGUUUGAUGAAAAUUGUUUGUCUGAGAGUGAAAUGACUCAGAAUGAUGUCAUAAAACUUUUAUAUAUAUCUCUUGAAGCCCUUUUGGAUGCUUUUAAUGUACGAAAAGUUCACGAUGCAGUACAAGGAAGUACACAAGAGGAAACACCAGUACUUACUUCGUACCAUGUAACAACUAACUUGGAAAUCGAAUAUAAAAAUAUAUAUAGAGCCCAAAAAAAUCUAAUAGAGCUGUUACAACAAAAGCAAGCUGCAGGAGAAUUACCAAAGUUUUUAGAGUGCCUUAAAAUUAUUUACAUU
Messenger RNA from Brenthis ino (lesser marbled fritillary), 1719 nucleotides. Lineage: Eukaryota; Metazoa; Arthropoda; Insecta; Lepidoptera; Nymphalidae. The record is from the annotation of a GenBank genome assembly.